Dentiscutata erythropus is the source of this 291-nucleotide messenger RNA. NCBI's taxonomy places the organism in Eukaryota, Fungi, Glomeromycota, Glomeromycetes, Diversisporales, Gigasporaceae. The record is from the annotation of a GenBank genome assembly.
AUAUUCGUACUCAUAUUUUUAAAAUGAAAUCUCAUUCAGACAUCUUUAUUUGCGAAGUUAGCUUGCCUAUGAUUGAAAAAUUCAACUUACUAUGUAUAAUUGCAUACAUUCUGGAUUCUCGAUACAAAUUGCAAUUUAUAUUAUUUUAUUAUUAUAAAAAAGAAGAACAAGAACUAGAUUAUGUUAAUGAAAAGGUACAAGAUAUUCAUACAAGUUUUGAAGAUAUUUAUCUUAACUAUUAUUCUUCUUCAGUUCUUAAACAAAAUCCAACUAAUACUAAAAAUGCCACUA